UGUGGGGCAGCCGCAGGUCCCGGCUGCCGCCCGCCCGGGGCCCCGGGCACAGCCCCCCGAGCCGGUGGAGCGGCGCGCGGACUCGCUGCAGGUGCGGGGCGCGGCGGGGCCGCCCGGAGCUGCAGGAACAGCGCGCAGGGAGAGCGAGGGAGGGAGGGAGCCCCGCGGCAGGCGGCUCGCGGGGUGCGGAAAGUCCCGCAGCCUGCGUGGGAAAGGGAGCUAUGGAGCUGCUGCGCCCCGUGAGGAGCGGCGGUCAACGCUUCUCCCCCUGUUCUGCUGAGGGCUGCGCUCAGAACUGCAGAUAACCAGCAAAAGCUCAAGGAUGAGAGGGAGGCUAAACGUGCUCAUCUGGAUGGCAGACAUGAUUACUUACUGGAUAUCAUUGCCUCUUGUGUGAAUCUGGACAAAGGAGAAGAUGCUAUUCUUGAUGGAAACCAGAGCAUUGUUGACAACAUGAAGAAUAAGCAUUAUGAUUUCUUGGAUCACCGGAAGACUGACUUUGACCAAGACUACGAAGAGUUUUGCAGAGACAUAAAUGAUCUUCAUGAUCAAUUAAGGAGGUUCAUGGACAUCACCUUCGAAAGUAUUCUGAACACUGAAAGGGCACUGAGUAUGUUGCAGAAAUUUGAAAGAUUGCAAAUCCCAAAUCUUGGCAUUGAUGAAAAGUAUCAGAAAAUAUUUCAAAACUAUGGCCAUGACAUAGAAAGCGUCUGUAAGACUAGGCACAAGAAGGACCCUCCACUGGCUUGUAAUCUGCCCCCAGUAGCUGACAAGAUCUUGUGGGCACAUCACCUAUUCCAUAGGAUCAAGGAGCCCAUGGUGACUUUCCAGAGACAUCCAGCAGUUCUACAAACACCAGAUGGCAAGAGCAUAAUCCGCAAUUACAACAAAGUAGCAAAAGUUCUUGUGAAAUUUGAGGUGAUCUACCACAGGAAAUGGCUUCAGCAGGUAAACCAGCUGAUUUUGAUUAAGAUAUUCCUUAAAGAGAAAAAUAAAAAAUGGUGUUAUCCCUGGUUAGUAGCAGCAUGUAUGGUUAACCUAACUUAUGAUGACUCUCAAGUGAGGGAUGAGCUAAAAAAUAUUGUUUUAUGAGAAAGUGUUCCUGUUAAAAAAAUAGAGCCUGUAGUAUCUGUAGCUGAUUUUAGGAACAACUGAAAGACCUUUCAUUAUAACUAAGAAGUUAAAAAAAAAAAAAAUAUAUAUAUAUAAUGAAUAUCUAGUGGUAGGUUUAGCUGCCCCUCUGUCUCUGCCACAUUCUUCCAACUGGUGCAAGAUAAUGUCUGGGGAGAGAAGUUUUGUCAGCUGGUUGGCCAAAAGUGAAAACAGACACUGUUGGAACUCAAAAUGU
Messenger RNA from Lonchura striata (white-rumped munia), 1348 nucleotides. The record is from RefSeq and is a predicted model, not a curated record. NCBI's taxonomy places the organism in Eukaryota, Metazoa, Chordata, Aves, Passeriformes, Estrildidae.